AACAUGAUAGUGAUAAAUAAUUUGUGAAAAUUUUAAAAGUUGCAAAAAAAUAGAUCAAAAUUGCAAAGUGUAUACAAAAGACGGAUAAUGUCAAAAUCAAAACAUUUCAACGGGCAAGCGGACGACAAGAUGGCGGUGGACGCGUAUUCGCCGCCAGACGAGCGUCAGCGAUCGGACCACAUCGUUGACGUGGUGUGUCGCAUCAUGGACGAUGACGGACCGCGGCCCAUGGUGAACUGCAGGCCUGCUCAGAAAAGCCGCAACGCCGCGGAUCAGUUCCACGCUGACCACCAGGAGGCUUACGAGGCCCGCGGCCGCCAGAGCCGCGACCGCAUGCAGUCGGUGCGCCUCCACAACACGGGAUACCCGAAGAUGCACGAUGAACUGGACCGGAGGCGGUCUACUGCUAAGGUAACAAUGACGCACGCGCAACGCACCGCAGUCCAGCAAGCAGCCUACAACCGGUGUAACGCUUGCAUCAAAAACAAAAAGAGGGCAGAACCCAAGAAAAAGGCAUUCACCCCCAGAGACUAUAAGAAACGAUCCAGACAUCGGCAGGGGGGCGCUCGGAUCACCAAACCAAAAUCUAGGCAGAGAGCCAGGCGAUCCCCUUGCCGGAUUUACAGAUUAUCCAAAAUUAGAACCAAUAGAGGUUGUCAAUGCUCAACCUUCCUCCUUGCUAAAGACAAAAAGAGCGGGACCAAUGACAUCCCUUUGAAUUUGGAACCGCCGGUCAUGACAGAAGAUACUUUUGCAUGUCGCGACUUGAAGGUGAAUUAUUCUGAAGCUUACAAAGAUAAAUCGAAAACUAGUAAUUACACCAAAGAUGGGUCUUCGAAACGUGAUAACCCGGACACUGAUCCUUCUGUGAGUAGCUAUAACAGUUACGCGUCGCUUGAAGAUGAACCAAUGGUUUCAAAUUAGUUUUUGGU
Ostrinia furnacalis (Asian corn borer) is the source of this 932-nucleotide messenger RNA. RefSeq lists its product as uncharacterized. Lineage: Eukaryota; Metazoa; Arthropoda; Insecta; Lepidoptera; Crambidae. Bases 88 to 924 code for a protein of 278 amino acids. The record is from RefSeq and is a predicted model, not a curated record. The transcript has 4 exons.